AUAAGAUAUCAAUAAAAGGAAAUUAUACAAUGGAACACAUCAUGCCGAAGUUGAAGAUGUUUCUGACACCAACGCUGUGACCUUGACAUUGCCUGACCUUCAUUUUCGCCAAGAGAGAGCAGACGGAAAUAUUUCCUCAAUCUUCCUAAUUUCCUUCAAAACGAUUGAUGAUGCUAUAGAAGAUGUCAGGAAGAUCAGCAGUGUGGAGGAAGCUACCAUCCAAGAGAUUGGUGUUGGUAGGGAGCUCAAUCGCUGUAGCUGUAACAUUGUACAAAGCUAAACAAAAGCUUGGGAAUGAAAAGGUAAAAGUACAUGCAGCCACAUCUUUAUUGGACCAGAAGGAGGCUCUUAAUUCACCACUUAUCCCAAGGGCAGAGCAACUGUCCAACCUAGAGAAGACAACAUAUGACAUUCUAGUCAUUGGUGGGGGCGCCAGUGGAGCAGGGGUGGCCCUUGAUGCCCAAACUAGAGGACUUAAAACAGCUUUGGUGGAAAAGUUUGACUUUUCUAGUGGUACAAGUAGUCGUAGCACCAAGCUUAUACAUGGAGGGGUGCGUUACCUACAGAAGGCAAUCCUAGGCCUAGAUCUAGAACAGUACAGGAUGGUUAAAGAGGCUCUUUCAGAGAGAGCAAACCUUCUGGAGAUUGCGCCAUAUCUGUCAUAUCCCUUGCCAAUCAUGUUACCUGUAUAUAGAUGGUGGCAAGUGCCUUAUUUCUGGGCAGGUAUCAAAGCUUAUGAUCUGGUAGCUGGAGGGCAAACAUUAAAGAGCAGCUACUUCCUCAGCAAGACGAAAACUUUGGAAUUAUUCCCUAUGCUUAAGAAGGAGAGGAUGGUUGGCUCCCUUGUGUAUUAUGAUGGUCAGCACAAUGAUGCCAGAAUGAACCUUGUGAUUGCACUUACUGCAGCAAGGCUGGGAGCAACAAUUACCAACCAUACAGAAGUCCUAGAGCUCAUCAAGUCCACUGAUGAGAAUGGCAAAUCUACAAUCAGUGGUGCUAAGGUGAAAGACAGAAUGACAGGCAAGGAAUUUGAAGUGAAAGCUAAGUGCGUAAUUAACUGUACUGGGCCUUACACUGAUUCUGUGCGGGGUAUGGACCAGAAAAAUAUAAAGAAGAUUUGCCAGCCAAGUUCAGGUGUCCACAUCGUUCUGCCAGAUUAUUAUAGCCCUGACCAGAUGGGACUACUGGACCCCUCCACAAGUGAUGGAAGGGUAAUAUUCUUUCUUCCAUGGCAGAAACACACUAUGGCUGGCACAACUGAUAAUUUAUGUAGCGUUACAGAUAAUCCUGCACCAACUGAAAAAGAGGUUGAGUUUAUAUUGAAUGAGAUCAAAAACUACUUGAAUGCAGAUGUAGAAGUGAGGAGAGGGGAUGUGCUAUCUGCAUGGAGUGGAAUUAGACCCCUGGUGUCUGACCCUAAUAAAGCAGAUACCCAAUCACUUGCAAGGAAUCACAUCAUUGAAGUCAGCCCAUCACAGCUCAUCACUUUAGCAGGUGGUAAAUGGACGACAUACAGACAUAUGGCUGAGGAGGCAGUUGAUAAAGCUGUGCAAGUUUGUAAUCUCAACCCUGCAUCUCAGUGUGUUACCAAAGGACUCCUUUUGGAUGGUUCUCACAAUUGGACUCCAACUAUGUUCAUCAGAUUAGUCCAAGAUUUUGGCUUAGAAAAUGAGGUAGCUCAACAUUUAGCAAACACUUAUGGGGACAGGGCUUUCAAAGUAGCGAAGAUGGCCAAGAUAACUGGGAAAAGGUGGCCAGUUGUAGGACAGCGUCUGCAAGAGGAAUUCCCUUAUUUAGAAGCAGAGAUAUUGUAUGGGAUCAGAGAGUAUGCUUGUACAGCAGUUGACAUGUUGGCUAGAAGGACAAGGCUUGCUUUCCUCAAUGUACAUGCUGCUGAAGAGGCCCUCCCUCGUAUUAUAGAAAUCAUGGCUAAAGAACUUGACUGGAGCAAAGCAAAACAAAAGGAAGAAAUGGACAGUGCCCUACUGUUCCUGAAGAAUGAGAUGGGACUUGCUCUUAAGGCAGAAGCAAAGAAUGUCCCUAUCAACUUUACCAAGGAGGAAAUUAAUGAAUAUGUGAAAAGGUUUCACAAACUUGACACUGACAAGAAAGGGUAUAUUACUGUUAACGACUUGCGCAGAUAUUUCAAGGUUCGCAAGGAAUUUAUCACUGAAGAUAUGCUUCAUGACAUCCUUAAUGAAGUGGAUGUGAGUAAAAAUGGACAUAUCGAGUUGGGAGAAUUCUUACAGUUAUUGAGUGCUGUGAAGACAGGGGCCAUUUCAAAUGUGCGCUUGGCUCAUGCAUUGGAUAUAGAAAAAAGAAAAGCUAUCCCGGUGGACAGGAGUGGAGGUGGAUUAUAAUGCAGAAACAUGUGUAUAGCUCCAGUUUCACAUGUGUAUAGACUACAAAUAUUCACAACUCAAUAUUCAAAACACAACCCUAUACUACAAAGAUACACACUAACCGAAUCUAUGAUAGUAUUAUAUUAUUAGAGAUGAUGUCACUAUGACAUGAAAU
This is a messenger RNA of Owenia fusiformis, 2517 nucleotides long. Lineage: Eukaryota; Metazoa; Annelida; Polychaeta; Sabellida; Oweniidae. The record is from the annotation of a GenBank genome assembly.